UUGAGAUAAAUCAGCAGUUCUCUGAAGUUUCCAUUCUUAUUUUGGAGCCUCUUGAGGUAGUCCUGUGUUCUCAGAUUUAUCAUCAAACACACAUUGCCAACUAGACCACGAGAUAAGAUAAACUAUAACAUAUCAAUCAUCUUUAAGGACAGCUAUUUCCAGUGGUUUGUUGCACUUACCAGCUCUAACUAAACCUAUGCUUGCCAAUGUCAAAAAGGCAAGCAUUGCAGUUAACACCACUUUCAUGUUAUCCAGCUUAAGGGAAAGUGACUUGAGUCUAUUGGAAAUGCUGUAGCUGAUCUAGCCUAUCACUAGAUUUGAAGAUGAGUACAUUUGAAGAGGCUUCUGAGCCAGUAACAGCUGAAAUUGUGAGCUUUGUUUUACUUACUGAGGAUACAGACAGGAACCUCAUUCUUUGCAUUCAGAAUGAAGCUAGUGAAAUGGAAAACCCUACUGAACCUCAGGAUAAGAGGUCUUGCUUGUCCACAGAAGAUGAUUUGACUCCUUAUAUGCCAGCUGCUGCAUUCCCACUACCAGAAAUGGAGCAGAGCUUUGAUUUGGUCACAACUACAGCCACAGAGGUGGCAGGGGAAGAGAUUACUGAGGGAACUAUGAUGCAGUUCCAGAUUUUACAGGAUGACAAACCAGAUGAAAGAUUCCCCUUGGCUAGUGCACAAGAGUCAAUCGUUAGUCAAGCAUGGUUAAGAGGUAGAGAAGAUAAAGAUAAGCUAACCAAACAAGGAUAUAAAUGGAAGCAGGGCAUGUGGUCCAAGGAAGAAACAGAUAUUUUGAUGAACAACAUUGAACGUUAUAUGAAGGAACAUGGAAUAGAGAAUGCUGCAGAAAUCAUUUUUAAGACGUCAAAAGGUAAAAGAAAAGAUUUCUACAGAACUAUAUCAUUGGGUCUGAAUCGGCCAUUGUUUUCAGUUUAUAGGAGAGUGGUCCGAAUGUAUGAUGACAGAAACCAUGUGGGAAAGUACACCCCUGCAGAAAUUCAAAAGCUCAAGGAACUCUGGCAACGACAUGGCAAUGACUGGAUAACAAUAGGUGCCGCCAUGGGAAGAAGUCCAUCUUCUGUCAAAGACCGUUGCCGACUGUUGAAGGAUACUUGUAACACGGGAAAAUGGACCGAAGAAGAAGAACGGAUUCUCGGAGAUGUGGUUCACGAAUUGACACACACUGAGGUGGAUGAGAAGGUCACACAUGGUGUGUGUUGGGCAACAGUCGCUCAAAGAGUAGGUACUCGCUCAGCAAAGCAGUGUCGUGCUAAAUGGCUCAACUACCUGAACUGGAAACAGACUGGAGGGAUUGAGUGGACCAGGAAAGAUGAAGUCACUCUCAUCCACAUACUAGCAGAGCUUGAUGUAGCUGAUGAAAACGAAAUUCACUGGGAUGACUUAGCUAAAGGAUGGAAAAGUGUUCGUUCACCACAAUGGCUGCAUAGUAAAUGGUGGACCAUCAAAAGGCAAAUUACAAACUAUAGGGACUUUGCAUUCCCAGUCCUAGUAAAAUGUCUUCAACAAAUAUAUGAGAGCCAAAGUGCCAGUCUCAUGUUUGGAGAGAAUAAAUCAGAAUCUGAAGUUUCAGAUAGUAACCCUGAUAACAGUGUACAACAAGUCCCCCUCAGAGUCACAGGUGUAGAAGAUAACAGUACAUCCAUCUAUCCAGACCCUGUGACCGGAUUGCAAAGUACACUCCAGAUUGCCCCUGGCAGUUCAACAGAUUACCCUGUGGCUAUUGUUAACUCUGAAACAAUAACCCUGCUCAGUGGACCACAAUAGAUAUUUGAUAUUCUUCCUUAUUUCCAUUUAUGAUCCAUUCCCUCUCCUUGUACCGACUUCCUUCAAACAAGCUCAACUCAAGGACUUCCCUUAAUUGUGACAACUAGUCCCACAGUAAGCCUGAUGGCUGCUGUACCUGCUUCUCCUAACCUAUCACACUUUGUCUUUUAUCCCCAGAACAUCUAUUGAGCACUCCAAUAAAUGACAUGUGGAGUGUCAUACAUCAAGAAUCAUCACUGAAACUGUUGCAGAAAAUAAUAUUGUUCUUUCCACUUUCCAAGCAGAAUUGGCAGUCAAUAAUGACAUCUAAUGUUCUUAUUUUCAUGAUCUUGCAAGUUCAUUCAAAGCAAACAAAUUUCCUGAGAGAAUUCUUCAGCUAAGAUAGUUCUGCAGCCAUCAUUUAAAUAUGCACUUGUUUCUCAAUUCAGAGAACCAAACAGCAUAGAGCUAAUGAACUGUGCUAUGAUUACAGCAGAAGAAAAUUUCUGUGACACCAGCCAUAAGAAUAAGAAAUUUACUCUGAUUUAUCCAGUGCUUGCGUUACUGAGGAUUGAGUCACUCAUCAUAGUAGAGCAAGAGCAUUACACAAGUGAUAUCAAAACUAUGUUUUGUGCCCCUUCACUACCUGGAUUUAUCAAAGCAUGGGAUUUUACAAGUACUGAACCUGUCUUGCCUUUCACAACACUAAUAGGUCUUAUAAUCCCAAAACAGCAAGGUUCAAAUACCAUUGGAUUCUUUUUGGAGAGCCCCAUUUCUAUAGACUUCAAAGAUAUUGGACUUGCUAAAAUAUUACUAGCCUAUCCUUAAAAACAAGCAAAGUGCCAAAAAGCAUUAUUAUAUCUGCAGAGGAACAGGAGCCAUUUCCAAGAGAUCUUACUUUCUAAUCUCCUGACUCAUACAGCUACAGUGAGUUAGCUAUGAACAUUAAGACAUUGACUUCUCUUUACUAUUUUCAAUAUACCUGAGGUCUAGUUUUAUGACAGUGUGUGUAUGUGUGUGUGUGUGGCGAAAAGUUUAAUUGAACAUAGCCCUGUGUUGAAUGUUAUCAAGAGGUAAAUAUUUUUCCUUCAUCUACUGGAAAGUUUCAAAUCACCAAAGGUUAACUGCAGUAAUAUCCAUGUCUAUAGCUCAGACAUGGUACUCAAUUAAAUCUCCAGAGGGUCACUUACAUUUCAAACAAGUCCUAACAAUACAGUCCAGUGUUUAUUGGUUACAAAUACAGAGACGUUGCAGGUGACUUUCUGUUAAUUAUUCUUGGUUAACCCAUUGUUGGCAGAUGGAGCCCACUUAGAUAGCAGAAAGUGAGUAAAGAAAAUUCACUACAAUUUUACUGUUCUUAAAGGGAAUAUGAAUUAGCAAUCAAAUCUAUUAGUAGGGAAGAAGUUUCCACCCACUCAUCUUAUUACCACAUUUUAGUUUACAGUUUGCACACUGAAUUGAAACUAAAUGAGGAAAGAUGUACAGUCCCUGCACUUGAUAACCAGGACAUUUUAUUACAUGCUGUACUAUAUAAAAAACACAGAAAUCAGAGAGAGAGCUUGUAUUGUACCCUUACCAACCAAUAUGCUACAUAAAUGGAAGCUUUAAAGACAAAGUUUUCAUAUGUAAUAAAAGAAACAGAUCAAUUGCCAUUCCUACUGGUUAUGCCUAAACUGGCUUCUAGAUUCUAACUGAUGUGUUUGCUAUAAAAAUUCACCAAAAGUAUAAUAACAUAACUUGGUUGUGAAGAUAUAAUUCUGAGCAUAAUUGACUAUUUCAUAUUAGGAAAACACAAACAAUAAGA
Peromyscus leucopus (white-footed mouse) is the source of this 3564-nucleotide messenger RNA. Its product is annotated as cyclin-D-binding Myb-like transcription factor 1. Gene Ontology annotation, biological process: regulation of transcription by RNA polymerase II. The record is from RefSeq and is a predicted model, not a curated record. NCBI's taxonomy places the organism in Eukaryota, Metazoa, Chordata, Mammalia, Rodentia, Cricetidae. Bases 324 to 1781 code for a protein of 485 amino acids. The transcript has a single exon. Gene Ontology annotation, cellular component: nucleus. Gene Ontology annotation, molecular function: RNA polymerase II cis-regulatory region sequence-specific DNA binding; DNA-binding transcription factor activity, RNA polymerase II-specific.